UUGAGGAUGCGAUGGUCCAUCCCCCCCACCCCCCUUCCUCCCUCCCUCCCUCCUCUGCUUUCUCCACAGCUCUAGUCUGCUUGAUUUCACUUUUCAUUUCACACACACCCCUCCUCUGGUCUGAUCCACUGCCAUCCAGGAGACUCCCCAUCCCAGCAGUGCGCCGGUAACCAUCCUCCAUCCGCAUCCUCUCCUCUACUGUCUGGAUAAACAGGAGGACAUCCCCUCGGCUUGUAAACACUGCAGAUUUGCACAUACGUCGUGGCUGUAGAUGAGAUUCUCAGCCGCUUUUCAUUUUGAUUUAUUCACCUGAGAUUUGCGUUACCACGAUGCCGAAGCCUGGGAUGCUCCGGCUGUGUUGAAGAGGCGCCGCUUUACAAAUAAAAAAAGGUGUAUCUACAGACAGGACUGGAUCACACGUAGAGGUUUUUCUGUCAUCAUGGCUGUGAAUAUGAUCCCAUCUCCUGGUAUCUGGCCCGGGGAGGAACAACCGUCGCUGCUGGACCAGGAUAACUCUGUGUCGAGCCAAGCGCCCCUCACCGUGCCGUGCCCGCCAGUCAUAGGUGAACAGCUCAUCCACAGCAGCAGCAGCCCCAGCAUCAGCAGGCCCCCCCGCAGCAAAUCCAAAGGGGAGCUAGUCAUAGUUAUCAACGAGAAGCUGAAGAACAGUAACGGGAUCCACCCAGCUUCCACAGACUGCACCUCUCCAGUCAUCUCCUCUCCUCCCAGAAGACAACACUCCAUCUCUUACCCCCACCACGGCAAGACCAGGAAGGGCAGUAGAGCAGGUUCCAUCGGCUACACCGCCUUCUCGCCCAGGCCGUCGCUUUCUCGCCAUUCUAGCAUCGCCACCAACCCACCUUUGGACCGGACCAAGGUUAAAGACUACCUCCUCCUGUCUGUGCUGGCCUGCUUCUGCCCCGUCUGGCCCAUCAACAUUGUGGGUUUUGUCUACUCUAUCAUGUCGAAGAACAGCCUUGAACAGGGGAACCUGGAUGGCGCCGUACGUCUGGGACGUGUGGCCAAGAUGCUCUCCAUGGUGUCACUUGUAGGAGGGACGGUCAUUAUCAUCGCCUGCAUUGUCAACUUGGCCAUAAAUGUGAAAACCUGAGUUUCAUCCCAGGGUGAAACUGGAUAAGGCAACUGACCGUCUGGCCCACACCUGCACCACCGUCUUUACCGCCUAGUCAUUACCUGGAUGUGUGACAAAUAUGCACCCGAUAUACAGUGCUUACUUAUAUUUCUGUAUCCUAUAUAAAUCCCUUUUUGCUAAUGGAUGAAAAUAAAAUAUGCAAAUGCUGCUGCUCUGAGUCAGGGAGGUUUUGUCCGUCUGAUGUUAGGUGGAGAAAGGUGGUCAGACUAAUCAAUCCCCUCGUCUUCUGGUCAGAAUUAUUCAUGAGAAAGACGCAGCUCCUCAAAAAUCCUCAAUCACCAUCGGCCACAGAACUGACUCAAAACAGGGUGGACUGGAAAACAGGGAGACCAGUGGAAGUAGGAAGGACUGCCUCCCAGCCUCAGUGCCACAUGCAAGGCCCAACAAAAUGUCUGCCAAAUCCAUCCUUCACUGCACCGAUGGCAGGAUGCAUCAGCCUGCUGUUAAAUCCCCUCGGAUACGUGGAGAGGCUCUGGGAUUUAUGUUUCACUGGAUCCAGAAGAGCAGAAAUUCAUCUAUUUCCCUCACAGAAGAAACACUUUCAAUCACAUUAUGUCGUUGUUUCAGACUCUUCUCUGUGACUCUCAUGACUCCUGCCAUGCUUUUUGUGUGUGAGAGCGAGUGUAGGGCUGGCAAAAGAGGAUGAAAGCGAGGCUUAACAAGGACUAGCAAUGGGUGCUAAAAUGGAGGGGAUUAUGGAAAGUCACUGCAAGGAAACGUAUGCUCCAAGAAAUAACUUGGAGGGAAAGUUACUUUCUUUGUAAAGUCAUGCUUUACUCCUAAGUCUGAUCAUAGAAUUGCUGUUGCAGAGAGGAACAUAAAAAGUGUUUUCACUCUUCUGCUCAACACCACUGUGAGCCGGGGCAUUGGUAAAUGUUCUCUGAAACCAUUGUAGCAAGACAUUUCAAGCCUUCAUUUUACAGUCAAAUCAAGUACUCUACAUAAUCUAUAGCCUAUCUUUUGAUAAUGUUUGUAACAUUUUGAAACAAAAGAUUUUGAAACAGUAAUUUGUAAAGUGAUGCUCUUGGAUCACUGUGCCACAGUGGGUAUAUGGUAGUGUGUGAUUCAUAUGAGCAUCACUAUAUAUUUGGUUAACAAAUUAAAUAGCUUGUGAUUGCAGUCAAAUAUAUUGUUAGGAUGUGGCUGUAGCUUCAGUUUGUUGCACAGGAGCAAAGAUAUAAGCCUGUGCUUUUAAAUCAGUCAGAUUCUGUCACCUUUUCUCCUAAAAAUGCCAUGUAGGGAUCCUUAAAGCUUUCAUUCUUACUUGACUGUGUCAGCAUCAGAUUCUAAAUACCAGUUUUGUUGUCAUAGGCGGUAGGAUGCUUUCUGAUGAGUAAUUUUUAAGCACUUUGGUUCAGAUAUGGUUUAUGGCUGUGAGACGAGAGUAGUAGUACUUUGGAGAACCGACUUUAACCCUGGUUUCUUCUUUUAUCUCCUGUGUAACCUUAACCAACCUCUGAUCUUUAUCUACCUGUAACAGUCACUGUGACCAGAAACAGCUGGGACCCAUCAAGAGUGGAUCAUCUGAACUCGACACUCCCUCUUUAUUCUGAAUUGUAUACAGACUCGCCACGACUUUUCAACACUUAACACCUGCACUAAAUUUUGUGUAAUGAUUAACUUGGCCUUUUUGUUAUUUCUCAAUAUGUAAAUUUAAUUGUAAUCAACAGUUGGUGUACUCUGCUGAUAUUAAUCUUAAUAUUGUGGAUUCUCUAGUUGAUAUGAGUUAGCGUUAAGUAGUUAUGACCUAACGUAGGCACAGAAACUGUCGGUUAGCCUCUUGACAGUCAUUGUAUUCCCAUCGGGCUACUAUAAUCUUUGUGGUUAUUGGCAUGUUGUGGAUUUUUAUUGAUGUAUGAUGAUAGAAGAUGAAUCAAAGUUGCAAAGAUAAGGUGACACUUGGAAAAGUCUGCAGCACAUUCAUAAUAAAGACACAAUGCAUGUGA
Molecule: messenger RNA, 3099 nt
Organism: Sphaeramia orbicularis (orbiculate cardinalfish)
Lineage: Eukaryota; Metazoa; Chordata; Actinopteri; Kurtiformes; Apogonidae
Gene: prrt2
Product: proline-rich transmembrane protein 2
Exons: 5
Coding region: 440-1111 (223 amino acids)
Cellular component (GO): membrane
Source: RefSeq, a predicted model, not a curated record